AUGCCACGUGCUGGUUUACGAAAUAGUCUUGUGGAACAACCAAGACCAAUAGAACAAACUCUUCCAACAACUCGAAAACGCAGUCGAAAAGUUCUUCAUCCAAUUGCAACAGAUACCGAAAUUGAUAAGGAAGUUUUAUGUUCCUCACCUUCUCCUUUAACUGAUAGUGUUUGUGCAAGUCCAGCUCGUCGAGCACGUCUUCUUAAUCCUCAAUUAUCAGCGGCUAAAGUUGCACUUCAUUCUCAUGUUUCACGUCAGAUAUGUGGUCGCGAAGAAGAACGUCAUCUUAUAGAAAAAUUUUGUGCUCAAAAAUUAUCUAACUCAAAUGAUGAAAAUGGUGAUAUUAAUAAUCCUUGUUUGUACAUCUAUGGAGCACCUGGUACAGGUAAAACAGCCGUUGUAACCAGUAUAACAAAUAGAUUUGCAGAAGAAAAUCGUUUUAAAAAUAUCUUUCUUAAUUGUAUGUCAACAGAUUUAGUUCGCGAUGUUCUUGAACAUAUUCUUGAACAAUUAAAUUGUAAAACAAAAUUAACAAUAAAAAAUAUGUGGUCACUUGCAAUAUCACAUGUUGAUAAAUGUCAUUUACCAGUUUUACUUAUUCUUGAUGAAGUUGAUGAAUUACUUUCAUCAAAUGAUAUGGAAAAUGUUUAUAAAUUACUUGAAUGGCCACAUCAAAGUUCAAAUUUACUUAUGAUUGGAAUUGCAAAUUCGCUUGACUUUACUGAUCGACUUUUACCACGAUUACAACUUAAGCCUGAGCAUAAACCUUAUUUGCUUCGUUUUUUACCUUAUAAUCGUGAAGAAAUGUUAUCAAUUGUUAAUGAUCGUCUUGGUUCAAUUGAAUUAUUCGAUCGUAAUGCUUUAAUGUUAUGUGCAAGUAAAAUUGCAUCAACAACAGGUGAUUUACGCACUGUUUUUGAAGUUUGUCGUCAAUCAAUGGAAUUAGCUACUGAUUCACCAACAAAAGUAAAUGUUGGUGUAACUCAAAUGAUGGAAGUCUUUACUAAUAAUACUCAAAAUACAAAUUCAUCAGAUCAUAUACAAACAAAAAGUUUACCAACAUUUGAAAAACUUCUUCUUUGUUCAUUAAUUAUUUGUAUGAGAACAAAUAAAAAACGUGUUUGUACAAGAGCUAAAUUACUUAUGGUAUUUCAUGAUCUAUGUGCUAAACAUAAACUUCCAUCGGCAGAUGGACUUGAAUUUGAAGGUUUAGUUGAUGCAUUGGAAGAUCAUGGACUUGUAAAGAUUAUUCGAUCGAAAAGCAAAAUUAAACAAGAUGAUCAAAUUCAUGGUAAAGUCGAAGAUAAUGUUUUGAUUGAUGCACUUCAAGAUCAAACUUUACUUGGCAUGGUUUUGCACAAUUAA
Rotaria sp. Silwood2 is the source of this 1365-nucleotide messenger RNA. NCBI's taxonomy places the organism in Eukaryota, Metazoa, Rotifera, Eurotatoria, Philodinida, Philodinidae. The record is from the annotation of a GenBank genome assembly.